UGACGCACCCUGUAUUCAUCAAUUGCUUCGCCGAUCGCUCCACCUAGCGGUUACCCACUAAACUGGACCAACGUUCCUUUUCCACUUGUACCGUGUAAGAAGCGAUCAAUAUGAAGCAAAUUGUGACGAACCAAUCGGUGAAGAUCCCCAGCAACCUAACGGUAACAGCCAAGAAUCGCAAUGUUACCGUAAAGGGGCCCCGAGGAACACUGAAACGUUCAUUCAAACACUUGUCUGUCGACAUCCGUAUGGUCAACCCGAGGAAGCUACUGGUAGAGAAAUGGUUCGGCAAGCGCAAAGAACUCGCUGCGGUGCGUACAGUGUGCUCGCACGUCGAAAAUAUGAUUAAGGGUGUAAUUAAGGGCUAUCAGUAUAAAAUGCGUGCCGUAUACGCUCACUUCCCCAUUAAUUGCACGUCGUCUGAGGGAGACUCCGUUUUAGAAAUCAGAAACUUCUUAGGCGAAAAGUAUAUUCGACGAGUUAAAAUGUCGCCCGGAGUUACAGUCAAAAACUCGCAGAAACAGAAGGACGAACUUAUUAUCGAAGGUAAUUCGCUGGAAGAUGUCUCAAGGUCUGCAGCUUUGAUUCAACAAUCCACAACCGUUAAGAACAAGGAUAUUCGUAAAUUCUUAGAUGGUUUAUACGUAUCUGAGAAAACUACGAUUGUACAAGAUGAUUAAAUCGAUAUUUAAUAAAUAUGUUUAAAAUAGG
Molecule: messenger RNA, 711 nt
Organism: Photinus pyralis (common eastern firefly)
Lineage: Eukaryota; Metazoa; Arthropoda; Insecta; Coleoptera; Lampyridae
Gene: RpL9
Product: 60S ribosomal protein L9
Exons: 2
Coding region: 111-680 (189 amino acids)
Biological process (GO): cytoplasmic translation
Cellular component (GO): ribosome; cytosolic large ribosomal subunit
Molecular function (GO): structural constituent of ribosome; rRNA binding
Source: RefSeq, a predicted model, not a curated record